Molecule: messenger RNA, 217 nt
Organism: Anisakis simplex (herring worm)
Lineage: Eukaryota; Metazoa; Nematoda; Chromadorea; Rhabditida; Anisakidae
Source: the annotation of a GenBank genome assembly
AGCCAAAGCAGUGGAAGAUGCGACUCGUGAGAUUCGUCGUCUGGAGGAGCGUUUACGUACCGCCGACUCGGACAAGACUGUCUCAGAGAAUGCUCGUAAGCAACUCGAAGACGAAAUCCGUCGUAUGAAGAUCUUACUCGAUCAAACGGUCGCAGAUGGUGAGCGUAAAGCUCUCGAAGAUGCCGAAAAUCAAAUGCGUCUUCUCGAGGACGACUAC